GAUUCAAUUCAACUCGAAAUUACAAUCAUCUCCCUUUAUGAUCCAAGUCUGUAACCAAUCUAAUACCGUCCGCCAAUCACCCUUGCUGUUCAGUCUCUAAAUAUGUCAACAAAGCAAACCCUAAACCAAGAUAUAGUGGCUGAACUAGAAGCAAAGAAAACAGAACUCGAACGACUCCAAAAACAACAAGAACAAUUGGGAAGCUUCAUAGUUGAUCUCCAAAGCAGGCGUGAAGAAUUGCAAAAUCUUUCGACGAGCGCUCGCCAAGCUCGUGAAAACCGUUUGAAAGGAACGACUGCCUCAAUCGACCAAGAGAUAGUCCAGUACCAGCAAGAACUCCAAAGCACCGUGCAGAGAAUUGCUAUUAUUAGGGCAUCCAUUCGUCUCCUCUCGCCAUCGUAAACGCCUCGAAAUACGCCAGUUUGUUGGGGAGCACAAUUAAUUUCGCUUACGCCUUGUGAAGAGAUAGCAAGCUGCAGGAAGUCGCUAGAACAAGAUUUUCGAUGCUAGUUCUCAGACGGUUCAAUGAUGAGCGAGCGUAAGAAUCAACGUUGGUAGUCACAGGAGGCUCAGCUAGAGGGGGGUUCGUUUGCUGGGUGGUUUUUUGUUCUCUUUGGAUUCCGAGCUUAUCACAUUCUUUUUCGAAAAGAUCAAGUUCUUGAAGUUUCCGCUGUAUGGCUUCUCGCUCCUUUUCAUUUUCCUCCAGGCUGUAGAACUCUUCCAAUCUUUUUUUGUCAUUAUCCCUUUCUUUCCCAUAAUAGUCGUAUUCGAUCACGGACCAGUAUAUAUUGCCAAAAUAAAGUGGCUGUAACAAUCCGAGCGCAAUGAAAACGGCAGGAGAUUUAAGUGAUUUAGCCCAUAUCUUUUCAAGUGGAAGGUUAUCAAAAAUUCGGCAUCCGGGAUGAUAUUUUAUUUCCCGCUCUCGUGUUUCCAUGCGGAAGUUGAAGAGCUCGCUUUCAUAUAUGAGUCGCCCAGGCAUCUUUGCAGUUCCAACCAGUUCAAGUCCAUCGAGCCAGGAUGGAGGCACAAACAUUUGAACGGGGAUGGUGUGACUCCACUCCCAAUCCAAAACAGACAGGAUAUUCAGGUCAUCGUCAACAAGGAUAUUAGCAGACCGCAGAUCACCAUGAUUCAGUAUAAAUGGCCCAUGAUUAUGCUCAGGCUGCACCCACUCCAUCAGAAACCGGCGGGACAUGUGCAAGCUGUAGAGAUAGCCUCGAGCAUCCGCCUCGCCCAUAAUGCUGUCCCUGCCCUGGUGGAAGUCAUUGAGUAAAGCCUGGUGAAUGGUGUAAACAUAGUCGAUGGUUGACUGGAACGUGUGAUUAGGCCCUACAAAGGGAGGGUCAAUUCCGGCAAGGGCCUGGUCAUUCAUCAAUACUGAAAGUGGUCGAUU
Molecule: messenger RNA, 1393 nt
Organism: Histoplasma capsulatum G186AR
Lineage: Eukaryota; Fungi; Ascomycota; Eurotiomycetes; Onygenales; Ajellomycetaceae
Exons: 2
Coding region: 103-402 (99 amino acids)
Source: RefSeq, a predicted model, not a curated record